UCCCUCCUGCCGCGCCUUGCCCAAGAUGGCGGACCUCCGCCGCCAGCUGCAGGAGUACCUGGCGCAGGGAAAAGGCGGCGGCCCGGCGGCCGCGGAGCCGCUGCUCGCCGCGGAGGAGGCGGAGGAGCCCGGUGACGGGCCGGCGGGGGCGUGGUUGGGCCGCGCGGGCCUGCGCUGGACGUGGGCGCGGAGCCCCGCGGAGUCGGCAGCGACGGGCCUGGCGUGCCUCCCGAGUGUGACGCGCGGGCAGCGGCUGGCGGCGGGUGGCGGGUGCCUGCUGCUGGCUGCACUGUGUUUCGGCCUGGCCGCGCUCUACGCGCCGGUGUUGCUGCUGCGCGCGCGCAAGUUCGCGCUGCUCUGGUCGCUGGGAUCGGCGCUGGCGCUGGCGGGAGGCGCGCUGCUGCGGGGCGGCGCCGCGUGCGGGCGCCUGCUGCGCUGCGAAGAAGCGCCGUCCCGGCCCGCGCUGCUCUACACAGCAGCGCUGGGCGCCACUCUGUUCGCCGCGCUGGGCCUGCGCAGUACGCUGCUCACGGUGCUGGGCGCGGGCGCGCAGGUGGCCGCGCUGCUGGCUGCGCUGGUUGGGCUGCUGCCCUGGGGCGGCGGCACCGCCCUGCGCCUCGCGCUGGGUCGUUUGGGCCGCAGCGCCGGCCUCGCCAAGGUGCUGCCCGUGUGAGGACCUCGCGCCCUCGCCUCGGGUCAAGUACGCGGAGCCAGCGCCGUCGGAGACCGCGCCGGCCGAGCCGAGGACUGCACGGCGGUGCCCGGACGUCCGUGGCGAAGGCCCUGCCGCGACAGCCUGCGAGUCUAAGCCGGGAGCGGCUGCUGCCAGCGGAGGCGACAGCAGCGUUGGGAGCUCCUCGAUGUCAGCGUUUUGUGCUGGACUUGGCACAUGCUCUGAAAACAGAUUUUGUCAUUGAACUGGUGACAGGAUGGGAGACGGUUAUUAGAAGUUGCUUUCGAGGUAACUGUGGUCUUAGGUUCGGCUGAGUAAAGAAAAAGGACUUUUCUUCGAAUUAGCUGCUCUUGUGAUUUUUCUCAGGCUGUUUUGUCGUUUUAAAAUCCAGUGGUAGAUGUAGCGUAGCGACGGUAGUUUUCUGUUUUGGCUGUACUAAGACUUGGAAGUUAUUCUCUUCAGUCUGCGAAUCCAGACGGGUAUCAGAUUAAACACCGAAUUCAGCCACUGGACUUUUAAAAGUACUUAUUUAAGAUGGUUUAUCUCGGGUUUUUUCUUCAGUUAACAGAAUCAUAAAUAUGGUGCCUUAUAACAUGAAAGGAAAAUUAGUUGUGUAUUUCACGACGAAAGCGACGGACCAAAAGAAAUUUCCUGCCCCAAGAAGCAUGGGAUCCAGGAAGGGGCGCGUACAUGCUUAAUGGUCUGUGCGGAAAUCCUGCAAGUAGGAAGAUAAUUCUAGAUCCGGAAUACCUGUAUCUGAUGGAAACCAUGGAUUUCUACAAGCUCGAAUUAUUCCUCAUUGUAUAGUCUGCUUUGUAAACUAGUUUACAGUUUGCAGGCUGAUCUUAAGAUGUUUUAUAUGUCUAAUUGCUGCUUCCUUCAUUUUAGGUUCAGCAGUUACUUUUACCUACCUUAAUUUAUUGCCAGAAAGUAUGAGCCUAACAUUCUGAUGAGUCCAGAAAACUACGUUUUGUCAGUAGCAAUACACUAGGAAGUAAAAUAUAUUUAGAAUUUAAACGUGUGCCAGUGGUUCUCGCGCCUGCCUUGAAGAGCCACACCUCAGAUCAAUGCAGUCAGAACCUGGGAAGUAGGUCCCAGACAUAGGACCUUUUUAAAGCUCCCCAGGUGAUUCUACGUUCCCCAAGGUUGAGGACCACUUUUCUGUGCAUUGGCUUGCACAAUUUGAAAAUAAUCCUUUUCCUGAGCUGGAUCCCAGUGUUGCCUUAACAGGGUGUCUGUCGUGCCGCAGUGGAGCACUGCUGCUUCCUCCAACCCCAAAAUUUAUGUUGCUAAGUCAGGUCCCUAAGCCCUGUCCCAAGAAGUGACACAAGUGGCCAACAUCCACACUGUAGGCUUGCAGGCCACCCGCCCUGAGAUUUGGUAAAGAACGCUGCCUUGUUCCCUCCCCAUCAGUAAACAAGGUUACCUACCUCAGGAGGCUGCUUGUGAGAGAGCAAAUGCAGUAUUUUCAGAAUGAUUUUUUUAAUUGUAAAGACUUGUGCCAUUGCUUGCUCUUUCUAGUCCCCUAAAUUUCUGUUCUAGUUUUAAAUUUCUCUAGAACUUGCAAUAGUUGGGGGUUUUACAAUGUUUAUUUCUUAAAUAAAAACUUUAAAAUUCAACAUU
Nomascus leucogenys (northern white-cheeked gibbon) is the source of this 2296-nucleotide messenger RNA. It is a transcript of the gene SFT2D3, whose product is annotated as SFT2 domain containing 3. Gene Ontology annotation, cellular component: membrane. The record is from RefSeq and is a predicted model, not a curated record. NCBI's taxonomy places the organism in Eukaryota, Metazoa, Chordata, Mammalia, Primates, Hylobatidae. Gene Ontology annotation, biological process: vesicle-mediated transport.